Messenger RNA from Caenorhabditis briggsae, 906 nucleotides. RefSeq names its product Protein CBR-ASB-1 (gene Cbr-asb-1). Gene Ontology annotation, biological process: proton motive force-driven ATP synthesis. The transcript has 5 exons. The record is from RefSeq and is a predicted model, not a curated record. Gene Ontology annotation, molecular function: proton transmembrane transporter activity. NCBI's taxonomy places the organism in Eukaryota, Metazoa, Nematoda, Chromadorea, Rhabditida, Rhabditidae. Bases 1 to 906 code for a protein of 301 amino acids.
AUGUUGAGCCGUUUGUCUUCCCCACAACUAUGUUCUCGCAUUGUAGUGGUCACUCGGGGAGUCGCUAGUGCAGGACAAGUCACGGCUCAUUCGUCGGAUAACAGCAUUGGCUUUUUCGAGAAGAUUUCCUACCGGUUCAAAGGAGUUCCUCUGCCAACAGAGACUGAAGCACCAAAGUCAAUGUUUGACGCUUGCAAUAAGGAAUGGUCGGCUCCUGAAUUGCUCCCCGCUGUUCCGAAGGAUUUCAAAGAGCAUCCAGAUCGUGAUUUGACCAACUAUCCGUACCCGUCGCGACCAAUGUACCCUCCAAAAACUCGUCUUCUGAUGAUGCCUGAUUCUUGGUUCACUGCAUUCCAAAAGGUUACUGGAACUUCUGGACCAUACCUUUUCUUCGGAGGAUUGUUCGCUUUCCUUGUCAACAAGGAGUUGUGGGUGUUCGAAGAGCAAGGUCACAUGACUGUUGGAUGGAUUCUUUUCUACCUCCUCGUAUCCAGAACAGCCGGGUAUAAAAUUGAUGCUGGGUUGUACAAGGAUUAUCAAGAUCGUGUUGGAUUCUUCAAAGGACUCAUUCAAGAAGAUCUCAAAGAAGCCGUCGAAUUCCGCAAGACUUCAGCACAGCAAACUGAAUCAUUGAAUGCGCUUAAAGAAAGUUUGCCAACUUCAUUCAAGGAAUCCAUGCAAUUACAGCUGGAAGCCGCUUAUAGAAAAAACGUCCAAAAUAUUUCUGGCGAAAUCAAGCGUCGCAUCGAUUACUUGAAGGAAACUGAGGAAACUAAAGCUAGAUUUGAACGCGACCAGCUCCUGAAACUCAUCAACGAGAGUGUCGAAAAGCAAGUUUCGCAAAAGGAUUUCCAAGAAAAAUUCCUCCAAAACGCCAUCCAACAGCUCAAGGGUAUUGCCGUCUAA